UAACAACGAAUAGAAGUGUAGUCUUGUGGAAAGAUUAGUCGAUUUUGUGUAUUAAUACUGAAAUAACCUCAGCAUAGUGCAUUGUCUUAUUUCACUCAGAGGACCUCUUAAGACCAACAAAAUGUCCAAGGUAACCAAAGAAGAAAAGACACUUUUGAGAAAAGUUUUUGAUAAAUUUGAUACAGAUGAAACAGGGGCACUAAGUGCAAAAGAAUUAUCUGAGGCCCUGGCCGCAAAUAAAAUCUACAAGUCGAUAAAGGAAGUCGAACAGAUCGUCAAGAAGAGAGAUACUGACGGAAGUGGUUCUUUGGAGUUCGAAGAAUUUUUAGAAGUGUAUGAAGAUUUACGAAAAACAGCUGGAAAUCCACAAACAGAAUUAAGAAAAGCAUUUGAUACAUUUGAUAAAGACAAGAAUGGAGUGCUAAGCAGGGAGGAAUUCCGGGAAAUCAUGAUGGUCAAAGGCACCAUGAAGUUGACAGAGGUCCAGUUUGACGCACUUAUGCGAAUGGUUGAUAAGAAUAACGACGGUAAAAUAAGCCCAGAAGAAUACAUCAAUUUCAUGUGCCAGUGAGACGAAGAAACGUUACCGUGACCAGUAAGAAGGCUCGACCAAUCUGUCGGAAAUGAACAAGACAUGACUAGGACUGUGACAAUUGUUCCCUUGUACUGUCAGUGGUACUACAGACUUCCUAAUCCGAGGCCAGACACGAAUGGAACGAAGUCACAGUUAUACAUCACUAUUCAACAACUUUCUGUUGAUCAAAGUAGUAUGUGGAGAUAGCGUUUAAUGGAGAAGUUUUAACAAAAGUGUUCACUAACGCUUAACUAGACCAAAUUAUAUUGUAUUUAUUUGCUGCCUUGAUUUAUCUAUAGUUUUAUUUUUUUACAUCCUCAUCCUCAUAUGAUCCAACCAAUGGGGAUAUAGGAAUAUGUUGUGUCAUCUAAUAUAAACGUAUGCUGUGUGUAACACUACGUGUCUCAAUUAUGACGUCACAAUACAGACUAUUGGUAGUCUGUCAUGAAAAACUUAUUGCGAAGACGAAAAAUAUACAUUUUCCAAAGAAAUUCGAUAAAAACAAAUACUUUUGAACUCAUUUUCAUUUUCUAUGAGAUCACAACAACGCGCGACUUUUAGGCUUACUUUAGGUUUAAAAAUAGUCGUGAAAAUAGGCAAACGUAUAAAAUACUUGUAUUUUUUAACCUCAUAUAUACAUGUAAUUAAACUAAACUUGUAUGUUUCAUGGGAUUUCCUCUAUAUUUUAAAUGAAUAAAGUAUGUCAA
Molecule: messenger RNA, 1281 nt
Organism: Mizuhopecten yessoensis (Yesso scallop)
Lineage: Eukaryota; Metazoa; Mollusca; Bivalvia; Pectinida; Pectinidae
Product: calmodulin-6-like
Exons: 5
Coding region: 122-571 (149 amino acids)
Molecular function (GO): calcium ion binding
Source: RefSeq, a predicted model, not a curated record